Messenger RNA from Coregonus clupeaformis (lake whitefish), 3126 nucleotides. Its product is annotated as high affinity cAMP-specific 3',5'-cyclic phosphodiesterase 7A-like. Gene Ontology annotation, molecular function: 3',5'-cyclic-AMP phosphodiesterase activity. The record is from RefSeq and is a predicted model, not a curated record. The transcript has 12 exons. NCBI's taxonomy places the organism in Eukaryota, Metazoa, Chordata, Actinopteri, Salmoniformes, Salmonidae. The coding region runs from base 10 to 1608 and encodes 532 amino acids.
CUUUGUUCAAUGGAAGUAUGUUAUCAGCUGCCGGUUUUGCCUCUAGACAGGCCGGUUCCUAAGCAUGUCCUCAGCCGGAGAGGAGCCAUCAGUUUCAGCUCCAGCUCGUCUCUCUUCGGCGUUCCUGAUCCAAGACAGCUGUCUCAGAGACGAGGGGCCAUCUCUUACGACAGCUCAGAUCAGACCGCUCUGUACAUUCGUAUGCUCGGAGAUGUGAGAGUGAGAAGUCGGGUAGGAUUUCAACCAGAAGAAAAAGGUUCCCACUUGUACCUGUGCAUUGACUUCCGCACCCUACACUCCUGCUCAGACUCCGCCUCUAGUCUUAUCCCUGGUCCUGGGUUCAGUUCGGCUGGGCCUGUGUCUGGUAGGAGGCUCCGCAGACUGCUCAGCUUCCAGAGGUACCUGCACUCCUCCCGUCUGCUCCUGGGAACACCCCACCUCAACCCCCUCCACAUCCUGGAUGAGGACUACACCGGACAGGCCAAGUGUAUGCUGGAAAGGGUCGCGACCUGGAAUUUUGACAUUUUCCUCUACGAUAGAUUAACGAAUGGAAACAGCCUGGUGACGCUGACUUUCCACCUCCUGAACCAGUAUGGUCUGUUGGAGCUGUUUCAGCUGGACAUGGUGAAGCUGUGGCGCUUCCUGGUCAUGGUGCAGGAGGACUACCAUAGCCUCAACCCCUACCACAACGCAGUGCACGCCGCUGACGUCACGCAGGCCAUGUACUGCUACCUGCGAGAACCCAAGCUGGCCAAGUCCCUGACGUCCUGUGACAUCCUCCUGGGCCUGCUGGCAGCCGCCACUCAUGACCUGGACCACCCGGGAGUUAACCAGCCCUUCCUCAUCAAGACCAACCACUACCUGGCCAAGCUCUACAGGAAUUCCUCUGUUCUGGAGAACCACCACUGGAGGUCUGCAGUAGGUCUGCUCAGAGAGACCGGCCUGUUCUCCCACCUGCCUGCUGAGGACGGGCUGAAGAUGGAGCGCCAACUGGGUUCUCUGAUCCUGGCUACUGACAUCAGCAGACAGAAUGAGUACCUGGGAAAGUUCAGGACACACCUGGACCAGGAUGACCUGUGCCUGAGCAAUGCCAGCCACCGACACUUCAUCCUCCAGAUGGCUCUGAAGUGUGCAGACAUCUGCAACCCCUGCAGACCCUGGGAGCUGAGCAAACAGUGGAGCGAGAAAGUGACGGAAGAGUUCUUCCACCAAGGAGACAUUGAGAAGAAGCACAAACUUGAAGUCAGUCCACUGUGUGAUAGCCAGAGUAACUCUAUGGGAAACAUUCAGAUUGGUUUCAUGACGUACGUGGUGGAGCCUCUAUUUGCUGAGUGGGGACGGUUCUCUGACACACGUCUGUCCCAGACCAUGCUGGGCCACCUGGGGCUGAACAAGGCCAGCUGGGGUGGGUUAGUACAGCAGGAGGGGUCCUCUAGCCCUGAGGAGCAGGAACCUAGCAGCCCUGCCUCCAUCACCAUGCCAACGCCCGCCGUCACCCAGUCAGAACCAGAGUCUGCCUCCGCCGCGGAACCCACAGCUGUCACCACGACAACACCCACGGGAGAAACCAACUACAAAGAAAUACCUCAGGGAAGCAAAGAGUCCUGACACUCCAUGUUUGCCCUUAGAACCCUGACCCCUGACCCUUAACCGCUAGCCUCACGGCCUCACCACACACUGGGGAGAGGGUGGGAGGGACAGGGUAUGGCCUUUAACACCCCCCCCUCCCUACUCCCCCGUUUUUGUUGCUUUUGCCUGCCAUAUUUGACAAACCACAGAUUUUAUUUAAUUUAUUUCAUUUUUAAUUCCUUUCCUUGACAUAGAUACUGCUGCUGUAUUUAGUCUUUUUUAUUGCCUUGUUUUAUUUAUUUAUUUGUCCUCUGUAGUUUUGGCCUUACUAAUGUAACACACCACCAUUUUGAUGGCGAAGUGCCAUUUUCAAACAAAGUUCUGUAGGAUGCUUUGAAGGUGAUUUGAAACACACUGAGUAUUGAGAAGAGAUGCUCUCUAAAGACUGCACAGAGAUGCCGUGAUGUGUGUUGAUGCAUUUGAAAGGAAUCUUCCUCCUGAUGUAAAACCAACAAAAAGAUAACAUGACAAGCCCAGUCCUUUUGCUGCCUCUGACUGUUUACAGAUGUCUCUGUUUGUUUGUCCUUGUUGUCCCUUCGAAAUGAAUCAUUAUGGUUCUGCGAUAUGCCUUCUAAGCACAGAUGCGAAGAGCCUCUAGCGUUUGAACUGUCGACCCACUGCUGAAGUUGAGAGCAAAGCCUCCGUCUGACACACACACCCACCAGAUGCCAUAAAGAAACACCACCUGUGCUCCAUUGUAUUAAUCUCCUCCUUACACUGCCAAAAGACUGAAAUGUUGGACACAACUUCUGUUCUGAGAGAACUUGGAACAGACAGAAUGGUAUUCUAGAAUGCAACUGACUGUAGAGCAUGGGUGUCCUCUCACCCUGGACCAGUCACUGAGUCAUAGCACACUCCCCCCACCUGAAAACUUCCAUCACAGCACAACUCUCUCAGGGUUUUGCCAAUCUCGAGGGAGAGGGUGGACUGUAGGAGGGAAGUUUACUGAUGUGGUUUAGCUACCUGUUAAACAUCUGUUUACUUCUACUAAAUGGACUCCAUCUCAUCAUCCUCAUCAUAGCCACAUGCAACCUAGGAGGACUGCUGUACCGAUGCCUUAUAACUAUGCACACUGCGCUAAGUGACCAAACCAGCUCCUGCUACUAGUUCUUCUAGUAAUCUCAUUAAGUACAUCGCGUGCUCAUCCUCUUAAUGCACUGUCUGAUUUUCUUUUGCCUUUUGUUGUGAGGAAAAACUGAACUCAACCCUUUUUACAUACGGAAAACCAAACCGUGUUUUUAAUUUUGUACAUUCCAUUUACAUUUAUUUAUUUUUUAUUGAUUCUGUAGACUGCACAAAGAUUUGAACGAUAGCAGGUGCUUUUUCCUAACUUAGCUGAUUAGUAUUUACGCUGUAAGACUGUUGAUAAACUGUUUACAAUUCGUCACGAAAGCCAUUUUGGGAAGAAGACUUGUCAAGCCAUUUUGUAAAGGAUUUGCCGUAUUGGUCUUUUGAUACAUGCUUGUUGCAGUUACAUUUUGAUUUAAUAAAACCAGU